AUGGAAAAACAACAACUUGAAACAAUGCUUUUUAUUGAAAAAUCUUAUCACUCGAAAAUCUCUAUCAAAUCUCAUUCUAAACGACGCGUUAUUGCUGAUUGUUUAAAUAAAUUAACUGAUGAUGAACAUGUAUUCGAUGAUAUAUUUGCUUUAACAAUGAAUAUAUUCGAUCGUUUCAUUUCAAAAACUUCUUCGGCUAUAUCAAAUGAUCGUUAUUAUCAAUUAAUAGCUUUAUCUUGUUAUAAUAUAGCUAAGAAAUUACGCUCAAAUGUAUCAAUCAAUAAUGAAAAUGAAAAAACAUCAUUAAUAUUUUCAACUGAAAACUACAGUGACGAAGAAAUAUUUAAUGCUGAACAAAUAAUUUCUAACACACUCGAUUGGGAUUUAGCUUAUUUUGUACCACAUGACUAUAUACAAUUAUUAUUAAAAUAUUUUUUACCAUUAGAAAAUCGAGCUCAAAUAUGUUUACAUGUUCAUAUACUUCUAUCCAUAGCAAUAUGUGAAUUAAAUACAUUAGCAAUACUUCCAAGUCUUCUCGCAUGUGCAUGCUUAAAAGCAGCUAUAAAGGGUCUUUCAUUACAAAAUAAUUAUCAAAUAGACGAAUUAAUAUUAAAAACUAUGAAUUGUAAUCUAAUCGAACUUAAUCAUACACAAUAUACGAUUGAGCAAUUAUUUCAAUCAUGUUUACAAAAUAUAAAACCAUCACCAAGACGUCGUUGUUUAGCACCGAUCGAUACAAGUUCGCAACAAUGUACAAAAGUCAAAUAG
Molecule: messenger RNA, 768 nt
Organism: Rotaria socialis
Lineage: Eukaryota; Metazoa; Rotifera; Eurotatoria; Philodinida; Philodinidae
Source: the annotation of a GenBank genome assembly